Molecule: messenger RNA, 5747 nt
Organism: Nerophis ophidion (straightnose pipefish)
Lineage: Eukaryota; Metazoa; Chordata; Actinopteri; Syngnathiformes; Syngnathidae
Gene: ssbp4
Product: single stranded DNA binding protein 4
Exons: 16
Coding region: 236-1174 (312 amino acids)
Biological process (GO): positive regulation of transcription by RNA polymerase II
Cellular component (GO): nucleus
Source: RefSeq, a predicted model, not a curated record
AGGAAAAACACUGAAGGGGUAGCUAUGGAGAUGGAGCGUUUUCCUGGCUGCUUUCUUUGACAGGUGUUGAGUGGGGCAAAAGUCUUAAAACAGAACCCAGCAUGUACGCCAAAGGUAAAGGAGCCGUGGUCCCUUCCGACAGCCAAGCGAGAGAAAAGUUAGCUUUAUACGUGUAUGAGUAUUUGCUGCAUGUCGGCGCACAGAAAUCAGCACAGACCUUCCUGUCAGAGAUACGAUGGGAGAAGAACAUCACACUCGGGGAACCUCCGGGAUUUCUACACUCGUGGUGGUGAGUGCGGCUGCCGCCCCAAGUCCAGUGAUGGGCAACAUGCCACCUAAUGACGGCAUGCCGGGAGGACCCAUGCCCCCGGGAUUCUUUCAAGGUCCUCCAGGGUCGCAGCCCUCCCCCCACACGCAGCCACCCCCACACAACCCCAGCAAUCCCAUGAUGGGACCUCACGGACAGCCAUUUAUGUCGCCGCGGUACCCAGGUGGGCCGAGACCCUCACUUCGUAUGCCAAAUCAGCCGCCAGGUAGCAUCCCUGGGUCACAGCCCCUCUUGCCAAACAGCCUGGACCCCACCAGACCUCAAGGACAUCCAAACAUGGGAGGUCCAAUGAGAAUGAACCCACCUCGAGGAAUGGGAGGCAUGGGCCCACAGAAUUACGGGGGAGGGAUGAGGCCGCCUCCAAACUCCAUGGGUCCAGGGAUGCCCGGCAUGAACAUGGGUCCCGGUGGAAGAGGUCCAUGGCCUAAUCCCAACAACAACUCAAUAGCGUACUCGUCUUCAUCUCCAGGCAACUAUGUGGGGCCCCCAGGGGGAGGAGGCCCGCCAGGAACUCCCAUCAUGCCGAGCCCCGGAGAUUCAACAAACUCCAGUGAAAACAUCUACACAAUGAUGAACCCCAUCGGCCCAGGUGGAAACAGACCUAAUUUCCCGAUGGGACCAGGUCCUGAUGGGCCCAUGGGCGGGAUGGGUGCGAUGGAGCAGCAUCAUAUGAACGGCUCGCUAGGCUCUGGUGACAUGGAUGGGUUGCCAAAGAAUUCUCCCAACAACAUGGCAGGCAUGAACAAUCCCCCUGGCACUCCACGGGAUGACGGCGAGAUGGCAGGCAACUUUUUAAACCCAUUCCAAAGUGAAAGUUAUUCACCCAACAUGACGAUGAGUGUGUGAUUUUAUUUUAUUUUAUCUUUUAUUUUACUUUUUUCCAUCUCCCUCUGUCCCACCCUUUUCCCCUCCCUCCCCGGUGUGUCUUGCUUUGCCAUUACAUCCUGUCCUCAUCCUCUCUGGACCGAUGUGUGUGGGUGUGAUGGCGGCCACCCAGCCCCUCGGGAUGCCCAUGGACAGCAGGACUCCCCUCAAGGGCCCUCACCCCAACAUGUGUAAAAUGGGUGUAAGAACAUGAGACUUUCUCCCCGUCCCCGCCCUGGUCAUGAGCCUCAAAGCCCAAAUCUCUCUCUCGGUGAACUCCCGCGGCCCGCCAAACCCAUGAUGCACCUCUCCAUGGUCGCUACCUGCUAGUAUGGCGGGGGACCUUUAUCCACACAGACUUUAUCCACACUUUUUUCUUUCAAUGUUUGUAUUUUUGUUGUUUGGUUUUCCUUAAAGGGCAUUUUUUUUUAACAAUAGUGCCUGUGAAUCAUUUUUGAUUCUCCCCUAAAUCUGUCCUGUUUUUGUUGUCUCCUUUGAAGCACACUCACAAGGCCAAUGCGGUCUUUAAAGCAUUAGGAACACUGUCUUUCUUAAUAAGGCCAUGCUGAAAAGAAACAAGAAUAAAGUCAUCAUUUGCCCUGAAAAAUACAUCUUUACUCACUAUUAUAACUUUUUUCUCUAGAUUUCUUGUCAUAUUAUGACUUCAUUCUUACAAUAUUUUUAUUGUAAUAUUAUCAAUUUAUUCUAGCAAUUUAGACAUUUUUGGGGGCCUUUUUAGGGCACUUUCUUUUUGCAAGAAUACACAUUUUUCCUCAUGUUAUUGCGAGUUUCUUUUCAUAAAAUUCCGGCUGUUUUCUUGCAGGAUUAAGACUUUUGUUUUGUAAUACGACAACUAUAUUACAUUAAAACGUUUUCUUCUCGCACUAAAUUUUUCUAUAUGUUUCGACUUUAUUUUUGCAAGAGUACAACUUUUUCCUCAUGUUAUUGCGAGUUUCUUUUCAUAAAAUUCCGGCUGUUUUUUUGCAGGAUUAAGAUUUUUGUUUUGUAAUACGACAACUAUAUUACAUUAAAACUUUUUCUUCUCGCACUAAAUUUUUCUCUAUGUUUCGACUUUAUUUUUGCAAGAAUACAACUUUUUCCUCAUGUUAUUGCGAGUUUCUUUUUAUAAAAUUCCGGCUGUAUUCUUGCAGGAUUAAGACUUUUGUUUUGUAAUACGACAACUAUAUUACAUUAAAACUUUUUCUUCUCGCACUAAAUUUUUCUAUAUGUUUCGACUUUAUUUUUGCAAGAAUACACCUUUUUCCUCAUAUUAUUGCGAUUUUUUUUUUCUGUUUUUAAUAUAGUUGUCAGAUUAAAAAACUUUUGUUUUGUAAACUGACAACUACUGUACAUUGCAUUAAAAAAAAUGUUGUAGCACUAAAUUUUUCUCGUUAUGUUACGACUUUCUUUUUGCAAAAUACGACUUUUUCCUCAUAAUAUUGCGAUUUUGUUUUCAUAAAAUUUUGGAUGUUUUCUUGCAGUAUUAAGACUUUUGUUUUGUAAUUUGACAAUUUUAUUACAUUAAAACUUUUUUUUCUCGCCUAAAGUUUUCUCAUUAUGUUACGACUUUCUUUUUGCAAAAUACGACUUUUUCCUCAUAAUAUUGCGAUUUUGUUUUCAUAAAAUUUUGGCUGUUUUCGCGCAGGAUUAAGACUUUUGUUUUGUAAUCUGACAACUAUAUUAAUUUUUUUUUUAAAUAGCACUACAUUUUUGUCGUUAUGUCACGACUUUCUUUUUGCAAAAUACGACUUUUUCCUCAUAAUAUUGCGAUUUUGUUUUCAUAAAAUUUUGGAUGUUUUCUUGCAGUAUUAAGACUUUUGUUUUGUAAUCCGACAAUUUUAUUACAUUAAAACUUUUUUUUCUCGCCUAAAGUUUUCUCAUUAUGUUAUGACUUUCUUUUUGCAAAAUACGACUUUUUCCUCAUAAUAUUGCAAUUUUGUUUUCAUAAAAUUUUGGCUGUUUUCGCGCAGGAUUAAGACUUUUGUUUUGUAAUCUGACAACUAUAUUAAUUUUUUUUUUAAAUAGCACUACAUUUUUGUCGUUAUGUCACGACUUUCUUUUUGCAAAAUACGACUUUUUACUCAUAAUAUUGCGAUUUUGUUUUCAUAAAAUUCCGUCUGUUUUCUCGCAAGAUUAAGACUUUUUUUGUAAUCUGACAACUAUAUUACAUUAAAAAAAAUUAUAGCACAUUUUUUUUGUUAUGUUAUGACUUUCUUUUUGCAAGAAUACAACUUUUUCCUCAUAAUAUUGCGAUUUUGUUUUCAUAAAAUUUUGGCUGUUUUCUCGCAGGAUUACGACUUUUGUUUUGUAAUCUGACAACUAUAUUACAUAAAAAAAAAUAAUUAUAGUACUAAAUUUUUCUCUUUAUGUUACAACUUUCUUUUUGCAAGAAUACACCUUUUUUCUCAUAAUAUUGCGAGUUUGUUUUAAUAAAAUUCCGUCUGUUUUCUUGCAGGUUUAAGACUUUUGUUUCGUAAUCCGACAACUACAUUACAUUAAAAAAAAAAAAAAUGUUGUAGCACUAAUUAUUUUUCGUUAUGUUUUGACCCCUUUUUGCAAAAUACGACUUUUUCCUCAUAUUAUUGCGAAAUUGUUUUCAUAAAAUUCCGGCUGUUUUCUUGCAGGUUUAAGACUUUUGUUUUGUAAUUCGACAACUACAUUACAUUAAAAAAAAAUUGCUGUAGCACUAAAUUUUUCUCGCUAUGUUACCACUUUCUUUUUGCAAGAAUAUGACUUUUUCCUCAUAAUAUUGCGAUUUUGUUUUCAUAAACAUUUGUUGCAGGAUUAGGACUUUUGUUUUGUAAUUUUACAACUUUAUUUGCAAAUUUAUUACAUUAAAACUUUUUCUUGUAAUACUAAAUUCUUCUUGCUUGGUCACAACUCUUAUUUUGCAAGUUCACAGCCUUUUCCUCUUUAUUCUCGCAAGAUAAUGACGAUUCCGACCGUAUUUGUGCAUUUUUUUCUCGUAAUCUUUUCCAUAAUAUUGCGACUUAAAUUUGAGUAUUUUUCUUGUAAUAUUGCCAUUUUCUACUCACAAGUUUACCAUGUGUUCCUUUAAAGAGUACAACUUUGUUUACGUCCCGCUAUGAUGUCUAACGUUUUUUUUUUUUAUUAUGUUACAAUGUCAUUCUGGUAACUUUGCUUCCCUGGAAGACAACAACUUUUUUCUUGCAAGUUUACAAUUUAUUUGUAAUACUGUAUCACCACUUUUUUUCUCUGAAAAAACCCAAUAUUUUUUCUUGGUAAUACUUAGCACAAUAUUACAUCAAAAAGAGACUUUAUUCUCAUAAACUGACUUUUUUGUAAUAUCACCACAUUUUUUUCUUGGAAGAAAAUGCACAAUAAGACAUAUUGUAAUAUUAUGAGGGGAAAAAAAAAGACUAUUUUCCUGACAUUGUGACUUUUUCCAUGGAAUAUUUUUACUUACGUUUUUCUUGAAAAACAUACACUCUUGUCUUAAUAUGAAGACACGAGUGCGACUUUAUUCUUGUUUUACUUUACAGGGUGGCCCUGUUUUUUUGUUUACUUUUGCCACACAUGCGUACAUAGACUAUUCGACCACCGAUAGGAACUCAGUUGGGGGCAAACGUCGCACCAUUAUGCUAAUUAUGUAUUGUUUGUAUCUGUUUUUGUUGUCUUUAUGUUCAAUAUAUUCGCCUGUAAGAGAAAUAAUGAAAGCCCAUUGAAACUGCAGACAUUGACAAGCACACUGUCAUGUUUUGUAAUGGAUACAUUAUAUUUUCCAUAUUGCAAUAGUUUCAUAGCUGCCGGGUUAUUAAUAAUGACGUCAAUGUGACUUUUAUUGUUAGGAUUUGGCUCUGAGGGUCAAUAUGGGGACACCCACCCUCCCUUUCUUCCCUCGAGUUCUAUCCCUCACCCCCAUCAAUCCUUUUUUUUUGUGUGUAAAUACUGUACAAUGCAUUUUGAUAUCAUGGACAUGUUUUGAUAUGUCAGUCACUACCGAUGAGUACAGCUGAGAGUAAAUUAUUAAUAAUAAUAAAAACUGUCCAUGUUUUCCACAGAGAAAUGAUGGCUGGCGUGGCUGAACGUCCACUAAAAAUGUUGUUAUAGGACACAGAGACGACACAAUGUUACUUUACUAUGAAUAAUCAUUCACCUGACCUCAUAUUGCAGUUUUUUGAUAUGAAGGAUUUUCUUGUUUUAGCAAUUUAAGAUCACUUUUAAAAAAGGAUGCCUGUUUGAAAUUAAGAUCGAAAAGUGUAGGGCGUUGGAACUGUCCUUUUGCUAUGGAGUCCUGUAUAGAAUCUCUCUCAGUCCUCUGUGUAUAUGAAUCGUUGGCCAUCUCUGUACUUCUAUUGUGAUGUAUUAUACUGUACCAUUAGGGAGGUUUGCUGGUCAUGUUGAGUGUGGGAGGGGAGGGAAUUAUGAAAAAAAAAAUGAAAAAAAAAGAAGAUUCCCCUGCAGUAUUCAAUAUGAAGCAGUCUGUCUCUUGGGUUUGCUUUGUAUUUCAUGCUAGGAUAGUUUGGAAUCUUGUCUUCUUAGGGACUUAGAUGUCUUGUGUAGCUAAUAAAGAUGUUCUUUGUAUGUUUCUUUA